This is a messenger RNA of Electrophorus electricus (electric eel), 5596 nucleotides long. The record is from RefSeq and is a predicted model, not a curated record. Lineage: Eukaryota; Metazoa; Chordata; Actinopteri; Gymnotiformes; Gymnotidae.
CUGGCAAUAUGGCGACUCUCCGGAGAGAGUAUGGAGUCAGGAAACCUAUCUUUUAAAUAAGAAUAGCGUGCCAUUACCGUUGAUAUAACAUGUUGGGGUUAGUCUAAAAGGCUUUUGCCUCAACGUUUUAAAUGAUGCUUGCAGAGGCCAGUCUGUCCUUUUGGGGAUGGGGGGGUCUGGGAGUCGUGCUCUUCCUCAUCACGUUCGGCCCCUUUGCCAUCUUUUAUCUGGCGUUUUAUAUCAUCUGUUUCCUUGGCGGGGGCUUUGCCGUCACUCUUUUAUUUGGAAAGACGAACUCCGAAAAGCACCUGGAGAAGUGCGAACACUCCUACCUGCCGCCCACCCCCACAGGCAUCGUGAAGACGCUGGACGAGCUGAAGCAGGAGACGAGGGUCAUCAAGAUCGACCGGCGCCUGACGGGAUCCAGCUUCAUUGACGAGCCGCUGCAGCAGGUGAUCCAGUUUGCCAUGAGGGACUACAUUCAGUACUGGUAUUACACCCUCAGCGAGGAUGAGUCCUUCCUGCUGGAGAUAAGGCGCACAUUGCAGAACGCUCUCGUGCAGUUCUCCACACGGUCUAAAGAGGUGGACUGGCAGCCAUAUUUCACCACCCGGCUGGUGGACGACUUCGCCACUCACCUGAGAGUCUUCAGGAAGGCCCAGGUGCGGAUGAGCGACAAGGACGAUCCCAAGCAGCGCGAAGCCCCUGAUGAGCUGCUGGAUGCGUUCUUCGAGGCAGAGGUGGAGAUGGAGAGGAAGAUCUGCAGGGACAUGGUGUGCACCUCCCACAAGGACGAGGAAGGCUUCCUGCGGGAUCUGUGCGAGGUGCUGCUGUAUCUGUUACUACCUCCCGGAGACUUCCACAACAAGAACAUGAGAUACUUCCUCAGGGAAAUUUUGGCACGAGGAGUUCUGCUACCCCUUAUUAACCAACUGAGUGAUCCAGAUUACAUCAAUCAGUUUGUCAUCUGGAUGAUCCGUGACUCCAGCUGCAAUUACGAGGCCUUCAUGACCAUCCUGAAGCUGACAGACAAGCCUGCGGAGCUGGAGGCUGUCAAGGACAAAGUGCUAGAGGAGCUCCAGUACCUGCGCUCCCUAGACACCGUAGGAGAUGAUAUAAAUGUGAUAAAAAAUCAAAUCAACAGUUUACUGUUUGUGAAAAAAGUCUGCGAAACAAGGAUUCAAAGACUACAGUCAGGAAAGGAAGUCGAUGCUUUGAAACUUGCAGCAAAUUUUGGGAAGUUGUGUAUUAUCCCGCUGGAUCAAAUCUUGGUGCACAACAUAGCCCUGCAGUUCUUUAUGGACUUCAUGCAGCAGGCGGGCGGCCAGGCGGACCUGUUCUUCUGGCUGACAGUGGAGGGCUACAGGGUGACGGCGCAGCAGCAGCUGGAGGUGCUGCACGGUCGGCAGCGGAGCGGCCAGACCAAGGGCCUCCUGAAGACGGCGGCGCUGGGCGUCUACGAGCAGUACCUCUCCGAGAAGGCCUCUCCCAGGGUGCAGGUGGACGAGGCCUCUCUGGCCAGACUGGCUGACAAACUCCACAAAGAGGAUCCGACCCCAGAGAUCUUUGACGACAUCCAGAGAAAGGUGUAUGACAUGAUGUUGCGCGAUGAGCGCUUUUACCCGGCGUUUAAGCAACACCCCCUCUACGUGCGCAUGUUGGCCGAGCUGGACAUGCUAAAGGAGCCGAGCUACCGUGGCUCGGACGACGGCGACGGAGAGUCUUUCAAUGGAUCUCCAACCGGGAGCAUCAGUCUGUCCUUGGAUGACCUCACCAACGCCACCAUGGACGAGUCCGUGCAGCUGCACGCGUUUAUAUCCGACACUGGCGUAUGCAACGACCACGGCAAGACGUACGCGCUCUACGCCAUCACCGUCUUCCGGAAGAACCCGGACGGCAGUGAAGACACCUGGAAGACCUACCGCCGCUACAGCGACUUCCACGACUUCCACAUGCGCAUCACGGAGCAGUUCGAGAACCUGAGCUCUAUAUUAAAACUUCCCGGCAAGAAAACCUUCAACAACAUGGACAGGGACUUCCUGGAGAGGAGGAAAAAGGACCUGAACGCUUAUUUGCAGCUGCUGCUGAACCCCGAGAUGGUGAAGGCGUGCCCCACCCUCAUCCCCUAUGUCCACGAUUUCCUGGAGAACAAGGCCUACAGCAAGGGCAAGGGCGACUUCGCACGCAAGAUGGACACGUUUGUGAACCCUCUGCGUAGCUCCAUGCGCAACGUGUCGAACGCUGUAAAGUCGCUCCCCGACAGCCUGGCCGAGGGAAUGACCAAAGUGUCGGACAACAUGGGCCGCAUGUCCGAGAGGCUUGGCCAGGACAUCCGACAGUCCAUAUUCAAGGUGCCGCCCUUAAUUCCAAAGCCAGACAUCGACCCGGAGCACUGCCGAGUGUCUGCCCAGCUGGAUGACAACGUGGACGACAAUAUCCCCCUGCGCGUCAUGCUGCUGCUGAUGGACGAGGUGUUCGACCUGAAGGAGAGGAACCAGUGGCUCCGCAGGAACAUCAAGAACCUGUUGCAGCAGCUCAUCAGCGCCACCUACGGGGACACCAUCAACAGGAAAAUUGUGGAUCAUGUCGACUUCCUGACUUCUCCUGAGCAAGUAGCAGACUAUGUCAGGAGAUUUAGAGAUUCCUACUGGCCAAAUGGAAUAUUGGCGGAGACACCGCCGCGUCGAGACAAGGGCAUUCACAUGAGGACGCGGGUAGCAGCGAAGACCAGCCUCCUAGGCAUCAUGCCAGACGAGCUAAAGCACAUCAUCGGGGCGGAGACGACACGGAAGGGAAUCCUGCGCAUCUUCCACAUGUUUCAGCACCAGCAGCUGAACCGGCGCCUGGCCUACGUCUUCCUGGAGGGCUUCCUGGAGACCCUGUUCCCGCUGUACAAGUUCCCCGAGCUCUUCGUCAAGCUGCACUCACGCUCGCCCCGCACGCGCGCCUACUCUCAGAAGGGCCGCAGUCUGCAGAAGAGGUGACACGCCACACCGGCUCGACCACCAGGAGGCACCACUUGCAGGAGAGGAGGGGCCGGCCCAACGGCGAGGCCGGGAUAAGGCGUGGGGUGGGAGGGGGGAGUGGUUGAGUGUGUGUGGGUGUACGAGCGCGAGCGUGUGUACUUGCGGCUGCUUGAAUUGCACAACACCCUCAUCGUCUUCUCCUCCUGGCCGUCUCUCCCCCCCCUCCACAAUCCUCUGUUCUUAAUAGAAGCACUGUAUCGAUGUGGCUGUAGCAUAGAGGAUCCGUUUUAUCAUGGAGCGUUUGCUCCAGUGCAUUCACACCUGUACCACUAAGAGACUGCAGUGCCUGAUCUGUAAUGUCAGUGUUCAGUAUUUGUUUUGUUUUUUGGGGUUUUUUUUUUUGUUUGUUUGUUUUUUUUAUUUUGUAUGUAGGCUGCAAUGUGGAAUAAUUCCUGUGGAAAAAAAACUGUUUUACUUGGCAAAGGUCACCCCCACCCCUCCAACCCAUGGAGGAGUUGACCUGAAGACUAGACACACAUUCUGUGUGAUUUUAAACAAGCUAGCGGAGAUUGAAGGGACACUAACACUCCUUGCUGUGCUUUUGGGAAAUAUAGUACAGCAAAGACAAACGCGAUUUAUUUUAGAGUUUGGCGAGCACGUUUUAACUGCACCUAAGUCGUCACCUACCAACUGAAACCGUUUCUGAAUGAUUUAACAACCAAAUAUGUUUGCAGCACCUUAACAAGGCUUCUGAUUCAAGAUCACGUUCGGUUGCCUCACAGACCUUUUGGGCGUAAAAGCGUAGAGUGGUCCAAGUCCGGUCCAGUCUCCUUACUACGGCACAGCAGAGCCUCUGCCGUGACGGUUACAGGAUGCUUUUACGACUCUGAAGCAACCGCGCUCGCGGCGCAGAACGCUGACUGUUAGACCAGCCGUCCUGUCAGCUCAGGCGAGUCUUGGCAUCUGUGGGAGCCAUUUUAAAGAAUGUACCUGUCUCCGGCUGCCAUGUCUGCGCUUACGCUGAUGUUUUUGCAACUCGGUUCAGACACUGGGGACAUGUAUACAAAUUUACACAUACUGUUUUGGCGGGGGAGGUUGUGUGUGUGUGUGUGUGUGUGUGUGUGUGUGUGUGUGUGUGUUUGUUUGUUUUUUUGUUUUUUUUAACAUUAGUACACUAAGUAAGUGUGUAGCACUAAGAUCCAACCCCAUCGAAGUAAAAAGUGUGCUCCAGUGCCAGUUAGAAAAUCAGCCUUAAUUCUAUGACCAAGAGACGCAUGUGCUAUAAGUAGCUACCCAUAAUCUACAAACAAAAAACACACACACUCGUACUCAGAUAUUGAAGAUAUCCAAGCCUAAUUGUACUUUUAUUUAGUGAUUAUGUAAUUCAUUUGUGUGCAAUAUUUUUUUUUCUUUAAUGCAUGUGUUUGAAUAAUUGUAUAGUGAAAAGGUUUUCAAAUAUUGGAGAUGAAUGAAUCCAAAAAAAAAAAAAAGCACAGAAGAAAAGUUCUUCUGCAUCCAAUCACAUACAUUCCAUUGUAAAUUGCUCUGCUUACGUUAGGGACUUGUUUUAGAAGUCUGGCUUUUUGCAUUUUUGUUUUUGAACAUUGGUUUUUAAUUUGUCUUCCUCCUGGUGUCUCCCGGGCGGUGGAUUCUGUUUGUCCGUGCGUGGCUCGCUUGGCUCCAGGAGAUGGAGACAACAGAGUGAAUAAGUUGAUGAUAUGAGUAUCUAUAAGCGGACCGUGUACAGAGUGGCAAGGUCUCUGUCUGCCAGUGGACUCUUAAUCUCACUCACUCUCUCUCUCGCUUACCCAGUCGCUGUGGUGGUCGGCCCAGUAAAGACUGAACUGGGCCUGUGCUGAGCAUUGGGUUGUCAUUACAGCGGCAGGUCGUGUUCUUUGUGUAGACUUAGCACGAGAAACCCAUCCGUAUUACCAGUAGUCAGAUUAAGGUGAUCUCUGGGUACUGACUCAACAUGGACACCGCUGUGAAGUGACUAAAUUAAUUCUCUUUUUGACCUAAAUGGCACUUGGUGUAGAUUCUUCAAAUGAGGGUUUCGGAAUGUUCUGGUGGGAGUUCUCGUCCAGUGUAUUCUGCACCGCAUGACUCUACGUGGCUAUCGGUUGCUGUGAUUGGCUAAUUUUUUUUUUUUUUUUUUUUUUUUUUUUAAAGAAACCAUUCCUGAUUGGUCUAUAAGGGGCUCAUGCCUGCUGUGACUUGCUAUUGAUAAGCCACAACCUUCUGUGAUUGGUUGAAGCGUCAGCAUUGCCCAUCUCUUACUGAGCAUCACACUCCAACUUUACCUUUAAACUCAGUAAAUGGUUCGCUCGGAUGCAGGGCUGCUUGCUGCUGAUAUUUCUUUUGUUUUCGAAAUCCCCAUACAUAUGAAUCUAUAACUACUUGUGCAUAUUGGUGUACAGUAUGUGUCAACAGUGUGCCUAAAUGUACUGUCGAUUAUAUUUUCUUAUUUUUCUUUAACAAAACAACAAAAGUUGACCCAAAUGUUAAGGUCAGUUUAAUGGACUGAAAAAGUGGACUGAGGGUUUUUAGAAUGCACCAUGCUUCUCCGGUAUUCAUUUUGGACAGCGGAUCUCAGUAUAACACUAAUAAAACUUUAACUCCUGACUAACUCA